Mya arenaria is the source of this 653-nucleotide messenger RNA. Its product is annotated as complement C1q tumor necrosis factor-related protein 3-like. Gene Ontology annotation, molecular function: protein binding. NCBI's taxonomy places the organism in Eukaryota, Metazoa, Mollusca, Bivalvia, Myida, Myidae. The record is from RefSeq and is a predicted model, not a curated record. Bases 34 to 609 code for a protein of 191 amino acids. The transcript is spliced from 2 exons.
UGAUACCUGCAAGUUUUAGAAACCAUUAUCACAAUGUCGGUGAAGUUUACUUUGCUCUUGGCGUUUGCUUUCUCCACGUGUACACAAGAUUGUUUUGGAUUGCUGGACGAGACGGCCCAACAAACGGUGGAAAGUCUGGCCCUGGACAUUCAACAGCUGACUGAGCGGCUGGAGAGACUCGAAAAUGAAAAACAUUCAGAAUCCGGCCCUGUGGCGUUUACAGCAUAUCUAUCAACAAACAUGGGCACAGUCAGUCCACACCAGCACAUCAUCUUCGACAACGUUAUCACAAACGUCGGAGGCAGUUACAACGCACUACAAGGGCAUUUUACUGCCCCGGUCCGGGGUGUAUACGUCUUCCACGUUAUGAUUACCAGCCUGAUGGGCCAUUCUGCCAGCGUUCAACUUCUUCAUAACGGCAACUGGAUUGGUCACGUCCUUGCUGAUGAUUUACCAAGUUCGCACGAAACCUCGACCUUAUCAGUCAGUGUCCAGCUUGAGAAAAGUGACCAAAUUUGGGUGCAGAACGAAUACGCGUAUUCCGGUGUCGAAUCCAUUGACGGCAAUAGAUGGUCCUCGUUUGUUGGCUACCUCGUUAAAGCAAAUUGAUUUGUGCAAGUUAUAAAAUAAAAAUAAUAAACAUUCCCCUUCCU